GUUAAUGUACCAGAGUGAAAAUAAGGGAAACAUCUCAUUCGUCGAACUUCAUGUAAUACUGCAGAAAAGGUACAGCGCAUUCGGGAGAUUAAUAUUGAGCAUGCUUUGGAAUUAUCUGCUCAUCGGAGUAUCUAUCGUGCUAACAAGGCCCUUGCUUCAGCAUGUCUUCGGUGGAUUUCUGGCAUGCAUACUUUAGGUUUUGCUUGGGGGAGGCUUCCCCUACAUUGGAGGAUGUCGUGGCCCUCACUGGGUUGCCCAUUCAUAGCUCUCACAGUUUUGAAGAAGCUGAUCACAUUGGUGCUAUGACUAGCUCAGAUUCAGAAGUGUAUAAGGUGUUAUCGGAGGUUCGAAAGUCUAUAGCCCGUAAAGUGAGUGCCGAUGCUGCUGCGGGUUUGGUUAAGGAAGAUAAGCGUGCAUCUCUUUUGGGCUGGAUGAAUUAUUGGGCGCUCCGUGUUACUGAAACAAUGAGUAAGAAAGAACUUCCAUCAGUUGUGAAGUCUUAUGAUCCUCCUACUCAUGGUCAUAGUGAUUAUGCCGAACUUGUUGCUUUCUUGGUGUACUGGUUGAUUCAUGAUUUCUUCGAGUGUUCACCCAAAGACACUAUUCGUGAUGACAUUCUUCGGAUGGCUACUAAGAUGUCGGGGGGAAUUACUUACCCCCUGGCCCCAAUGUUUUUAGGUUUGGUGUAUCGUCAUUUAGAUACACUUAUCUCGGAUGUGGAAAUUACUAAUAGCCAACAACAUAUAAUUGAGAGUUAUGUCCCGACCAGUUUUAUACAUUUUGGGAGAGAUUUCCUGUUUGUAGGUCCGAUAUCCAUGACCUAG
Papaver somniferum (opium poppy) is the source of this 824-nucleotide messenger RNA. RefSeq lists its product as uncharacterized. NCBI's taxonomy places the organism in Eukaryota, Viridiplantae, Streptophyta, Magnoliopsida, Ranunculales, Papaveraceae. The transcript has 2 exons. The record is from RefSeq and is a predicted model, not a curated record. The coding region runs from base 162 to 824 and encodes 220 amino acids.